AUGCUUUUUCGUACUAUAGUUAACAAUGGAGUCGUGUGUAGCAGAAGGCGCCACCACGCCGGGUUCCCUCUGUCUUCUCUGCUCGAGUGCUACCAGUGUGCGCGGCAGGAUGAGCACAUCUCCUUUGGCAGCAUGGGCACUGCGGUGCCUCCCUUCGUCUGCAGCUUCUCCACCGGUGAGACUCUCCCCUCCCCUCCCUCGGGAGCCGGUGUUCUGGCUGUGUCCAAUGAAGAAGGGAUCGUCAGGAUAUAUGACACCGACAAGCAGAAGAACCAGGUUUUAAAAGAAUGGAUGGCCCAUGAUAAUGCGGUGUUCGAUAUCGCCUGGGUACCAGGAGAGCCCAAACUGGUUACUGCUUCCGGGGAUCAGAUGGCUAAGCUUUGGGAUGUGAACGCAGGAGAGAUGCUGGGCAUCUUCAAGGGACACCAGUGCAGCCUGAAGUCGGUGGCCUUUACAAGGCAGGAGAAAGCUGUGUUUUGCACUGGUGGUCGUGACGGGAACAUCAUGAUUUGGGAUACAAGAUGUAGUAAAAAAGAUGGCUAUUACAGGCAAGUGAAGCAGAUCAGCGGCGCCCACAACAAGGUGGAUCGACACACGCCCUCCAAGACGAAGAGGAGGAGGCUGCCCAUCAGGGGAAUGGCACCUUCGGUGGAUUCUCAGCAGAGUGUCACCGUGGUUCUGUUCCGUGACGGAAACACCCUCAUCUCCUCGGGCGCGGUGGAUGGAACAAUUAAGAUGUGGGACCUUCGAAAGAACUACACGGCUCACCUCCACGACCCAGUGCCUCUGCAGAUGUAUCUGUACCCGGGUUCCAGCACACGCAAGCUAGGUUAUUCUGGACUCACAUUGGACUCCACUGGCUCCAGUUUGUUUUCAAACUGCACCGACGACAACAUCUACAUGUUCAAUUUAACUGGACUCAGAACAGCUCCAGUGGCAGUCUUCAGCGGUCACCUGAAUUCAUCUUUUUAUGUCAAGUCGUCUGUGAGUCCGGACAACCAGUUCUUGGCUAGUGGCUCCAGUGACCACGACGCUUAUAUAUGGAAGAUUUCCGAUCCAAAAAGUCCUCCCGUGAUGCUCCAGGGCCACAGCCAGGAAGUGACCUCCGUGGCCUGGUGUCCCACAGAUUUCACCAAGAUCGCUUCCUGUUCGGAUGACAACACUGUCCGGAUCUGGCGCCUGAACCGCAGACCAGGCGGAACGAAGCCCUCCGCUGGGGAGACGAACCUCGUGGGCUGGGCGUGCCCAAAACCGGCUCUUGAAGCUCAGCGCUCCAGCCCUCUCCGGACCUCUGAGCUCAGCCCAUCCAAGAGCCCGAGAGCCACGAGCCUGGGCCUGAUGUUGUCCCCGCAAGCUGCGUCCUGUGCCCCCAGUGGUGCUGAGCUCCCCUUGCCCUCCACCACGUCGACCACCUUCUCAUCGCCCAGCAGCAAAACUCGUCCAGCAUCUGGCAGCCCAAGACAACGACUGACUUCUUCCUCUAUCCGGGAUUGGAUUACGCGUACCCCUGGAUCCCCGGAAGCGAGGAGUCCCAGGUCUCAUGGUGCCUCCCCUCUGAAGGAGAUCCCCAGGCCAAGCUCACAGAGCUGUAGCCAGGCAGCAGCCCCCACGCUGUCGCAGGGGCGGGCGAAGCGCAGACUGGAGACCGUUGCAGAGGGGAAGCCGGAUUGCCCAGAGGACAGUGAAUGUGACAUGGAGCUGGCACCCCCUGUCAAGAGGGAAAGGGGCCUGAGCAGUGGGUGUCGUCACAUCCCGGAAGAGCAGGAGCACUGGAAGGAAGGCGAGGCGCAAAUGACUGAGGAGAAUGAGAUUCCCACUUCCUCUAGACAGACUAAUAAGGAGAACAGUGUCCCAGGAGGUGCAGACUGGCUGUCAGCUUUGGGCCAAAAGCUCAGAAGUGGGUCUGUGAGCCCCUCGCACUCCAGGACUACCACUGGUGCUUCUAAGAAACAGGCACAGUCCUCUCCACGCUCCAUGAAGAAGAUCUCCUCAUACUUCCAGAAAAAUGCUCCAGAGUGA
This is a messenger RNA of Scleropages formosus (Asian bonytongue), 2019 nucleotides long. RefSeq names its product denticleless E3 ubiquitin protein ligase homolog (Drosophila) (gene dtl). Gene Ontology annotation, molecular function: protein-macromolecule adaptor activity; protein binding. Gene Ontology annotation, biological process: proteasome-mediated ubiquitin-dependent protein catabolic process; mitotic G2 DNA damage checkpoint signaling. The transcript is spliced from 15 exons. Gene Ontology annotation, cellular component: nucleus. The coding region runs from base 1 to 2019 and encodes 672 amino acids. The record is from RefSeq and is a predicted model, not a curated record. Lineage: Eukaryota; Metazoa; Chordata; Actinopteri; Osteoglossiformes; Osteoglossidae.